This is a messenger RNA of Hippocampus zosterae (dwarf seahorse), 864 nucleotides long. Its product is annotated as stomatin-like. The transcript has a single exon. Gene Ontology annotation, cellular component: plasma membrane. Lineage: Eukaryota; Metazoa; Chordata; Actinopteri; Syngnathiformes; Syngnathidae. The record is from RefSeq and is a predicted model, not a curated record. Bases 1 to 864 code for a protein of 287 amino acids.
AUGGAGGCGCGUCAGAAACAUAGGCAUUUGGACCUGAAGGAGAAUGACGAGGACUUCUCGCAGCACGGGUGCUACGGGACGUACCUGUACAACCUGGGGGAGUGCUGCGGAUGCUUGCGGACGUGGCUGCCGUGCGUGUGCUGCUGUUGCAUGGAGUACCCGUACCAGAAGGUGCACCAGUCGCACGAGGGGCUGUUCGAGCGGUUCGGCAGGUACUGCAAGACGGUGGCGCCGGGGCUGCACUACAUAAACCCGUGCACGGACACGCUGGUGUCGAUCAACAUGAAGAUCGACGUGAUGGACCUGGCGCGGCAGUCGGUCAUAACGAAGGACAACGUGAUGAUCUCGAUCGACGCGUCGGUCUACUACCGGAUAAUGAACUCGCGGUUCGCGUACUACCGGGUGCAGAACUACCGGUCGGCCGUGGCGGAGGUGACCUACGCCGUGCUCAAGAACAUCUGCGGCCAGUUCAAGCUGCAGGAGCUGCUCGAAAAGCGCAAGGAAAUCGCUGACGAAAUCGAGAAGGAGGUCGACGAGUUCACUGACGAGUGGGGGGUCAAGAUCGAGAACAUCUACAUCAAGGACAUCCAGCUCAGCAAGGAGCUGCAGGACAGCCUCUCCUCCGCCGCCAAGGAGCGCAGGGUCGCAGAGAGCAAGCUCAUCUCCGCCCGCGCUGACGUCGAGUCCGCCAAGCUCAUGCGCAACGCCGCCGACAUCCUCAACUCCAAGAGCGCCAUGCAGAUCCGCUACCUGGAGACCAUGAAGCAGCUGGGCCAGAGCCCCAGCACGCGGGUCAUCUUCAUGCCGGAGAUGCGGGCCAAGGAGAAGAUCCAGCACCUCAUCACCCAGGGCAUGAUCUGCUGA